AUGACUUCGGCGUGGGCUCUUCUUCCUGGAAGUGGUUGCGAUGUUGUUGAGGAGCAGAGGGCCCGAUGGGAGAGGAAGCGCUGCCGGGCAGCUGGGCAGCUGGUGGAAACCGAGCAGCGUUACCUGGAGCACCUGGCGCUGGUGGUCACGUACUUCGUGGCCAUCCUGCGGGCCAAGGGGACUCUGAAGCCAGCAGUGCAAGAAGCCAUCUUUGGAUCCAUGGAGUCGAUCCACUUGGCCAGCCAGAAUCUGCUUCUUCACCUGCAAGGUGGCCACCUGGUGCUUGGGCUGGAGAGCUUCUGCCACCAGCUGGAGCUCUAUGUCUGCUAUGCGGAGAACUUGGAGCAGGCCAGGAGCACCUUGGAGAAACAGCUGAGGAAGAACAAAUCUUUUUCCCACUUCAAAAAGCUGCAGGAAUCCCGGCCAGAGUUCAAGGGAUACCGGCUGGAAGAUCUGCUCCUUCUGCCCCUGCAGAGGCUCCAUCAGUACAAGCACUUCCUGCAGGAUUUGGUGGAGAACACCCACCCAGAAAGGUCUGACUUCAAGCAACUUACAGGAAUUCUCAAGUCUGUCUUGGAGGUAUUUCACAAAGUCCAGGAAAUAACUCGUUUUCAUGAAAACUUCAAUCACAUGCACAGAGUUCAGAAACUGCUGAAAGGACAGAAGACCAGAGUGUUGGCACCAGGGCGCUGGUACCUCCAGGAAGGUUGGCUAAUGGUGGUGCCCUGCAAGGGAGGGGAGGUGCAGCGCCGGAUGUUCUUCCUCUUCUCGGAUGUCUUGCUGGUGACUAAGCCCUGCCAUCCACUCCAUCCCUGGAAUUCGCAUAAGUUUGCUUGCGAAGCCAUCUACCCGCUCAGCCAGUGCACCGUGGGGAAAGUGUUUGGUCAUACCCGGAGUCAAGGUGGGCUGCUCAGUUUGUCCUUCUCACACGCAAAGUUACUGCUGAUGUCCCAUGAUCAGGAGGACUUCAACACAUGGACCCAAAAUUUGGAGGCUGCUGUCAGAAGGCUGGCGAUCAGCUCCACCUCAGUCUACUCAGCGGACAGCCUGAGCAGCCCGUCCCGCAGGGCCCAGUGAACCAGCAAGACGCACCAGCAAGCGGGCGACAGCUUGCACAUACGGGCUGCUGCCCCAGCUCCACGGAGAC
This is a messenger RNA of Varanus komodoensis (Komodo dragon), 1147 nucleotides long. RefSeq names its product Rho guanine nucleotide exchange factor 39 (gene ARHGEF39). Gene Ontology annotation, molecular function: guanyl-nucleotide exchange factor activity. The record is from RefSeq and is a predicted model, not a curated record. Gene Ontology annotation, cellular component: plasma membrane. Bases 1 to 1077 code for a protein of 358 amino acids. The transcript is spliced from 9 exons. Lineage: Eukaryota; Metazoa; Chordata; Lepidosauria; Squamata; Varanidae. Gene Ontology annotation, biological process: positive regulation of cell migration.